This is a messenger RNA of Pichia kudriavzevii, 546 nucleotides long. RefSeq lists its product as uncharacterized. NCBI's taxonomy places the organism in Eukaryota, Fungi, Ascomycota, Pichiomycetes, Pichiales, Pichiaceae. The coding region runs from base 1 to 546 and encodes 181 amino acids. Gene Ontology annotation, molecular function: structural constituent of ribosome. Gene Ontology annotation, cellular component: mitochondrial large ribosomal subunit. The transcript has a single exon. The record is from RefSeq and is a predicted model, not a curated record. Gene Ontology annotation, biological process: translation.
AUGGCGUUUGUACUCAGAUCUGCAGGUUUGGCUGCUCUUGGAGAGUCGCUUCUUCCAAGAGUCGGGAUCCCUUCCAUUAAAAUCGGUCUUACUAUCCCUGCAUUGCUUCAACCACAGGGUGAAACGAAAAAGUCAUUGGAGGAGCACCUCUGCGAUCACGAACAGCACGCUCAAGCACCGGCAAACGGUAUUGAAAUCGAUGCGGGCAUUUUGAAGGCAGCACCAAAGAAGAAGGUGUCUCAUCAGAAGAGAAGACAGAGAUUAUAUGGACCAGGUGACAAACAAAUCAAGUUGAAGGAUAACUUGAAUAGAUGUCCUGCGUGUGGACACUAUAAGAGGUCCCAUUUCCUGUGUAUGAACUGUGUUUUGCAAAUUAGAAACUACUGGAAGGCCAGAGACGCACCAGCUCCAAGAGAAGCAGAAGAAUUUGCGAACCCAUUAGAUGAAAAGGUGCUAUACCCUGGUAAGACUGAAAGAGAUUAUGAGAGAAAGCUGCAAUCUAAAGAUUGGAUUCCAAAGAGGCCAAAGACUCUCCCUGUAGAAUAG